AUGUCUACCAAUCCAGUUAAAAGGAAACUAGUUAUUAUUGGUGACGGAGCAUGUGGGAAAACAUCUUUGUUAUAUGUUUUCACUUUGGGACAGUUUCCAGAAGAAUAUCAUCCAACUGUCUUCGAGAAUUAUGUAACCGACUGUCGAGUGGACGGUAUCAAAGUUCAACUAACACUAUGGGACACAGCUGGCCAAGAGGAAUAUGAAAGACUAAGGCCCUUCUCGUAUUCAAAGGCCGAUAUAAUUCUCAUUGGUUUUGCAAUCGACGACCCGGAAUCAUUGGUGAAUGCAAGAAAUAAAUGGUCAGAAGAAGUUCUCAGAUAUUGCCCUGAAGCUCCAGUAGUACUAGUUGGGUUGAAGAAAGACUUAAGAUCACCGGAUAAUGAACAUCAGAUGGUAACACGGGAGCAAGCGGAGCAAGUUGCCAGGGCCAUUGGUGCUAAAAAAUAUAUGGAAUGCAGUGCAUUGACAGGAGAAAACGUUGAUGAUGUUUUCGAAGUAGCCACAAGGACAAGUCUCUUGGUAAAUAAACAACCAGGUCACGGGUGCUGCGUAAUAUGUUGA
Messenger RNA from Kluyveromyces lactis, 564 nucleotides. RefSeq names its product Rho family GTPase RHO2 (gene RHO2). The record is from RefSeq and is a predicted model, not a curated record. The coding region runs from base 1 to 564 and encodes 187 amino acids. The transcript has a single exon. Gene Ontology annotation, molecular function: GTP binding; GTPase activity. Lineage: Eukaryota; Fungi; Ascomycota; Saccharomycetes; Saccharomycetales; Saccharomycetaceae. Gene Ontology annotation, biological process: small GTPase-mediated signal transduction.